CUUCACACCUAUACGAACUAACGUGUGUUGUAUAGGUAACUUGUAUAUUCUGUGAACAGUGAGUGUGUUUUUAAAAACAAACGAGUGCUAUUCCGUGUUGUGGUGGGAGUCAAGUGUAUUUUUUCCUCAGUGGUGGGAGUGUUAGUGGUAUUGUAGCCUCUAAACAAGAUGGAUCCUCUGGUGGAGAUGUCCUCGAAGCGCUGGCCGGAGAUCCGGGACAGCUUCGACACCCGGGACCCCCGGGACAUCACCGGGUACUACAUGAUGGACAUACCUUUACGACACCCGGAGUUGGUGGACGCCUUCAGUAUAAAGGUGUUCUGCCCCUACGGGCUGAUUGAAAACGGUGCCGUGCUAUUUAUUGAUAAGGGAGCUCUAAAGGAGGUCGUAAUUUUGGCAAAAAACAAUAACACAGAGCAAUUAGAGAAGGCGAUUGUUAACACAAAGAGAAUAGACUGGUCUGAGGUCCUAUGUGUCCCGUGGGCAGACGCCCCGGUCACCAGACUCAUGAAGAGAGUCUGCCCCAAGAUAGGAGUGAAGAUGAUCAAGUCUACUGCCACUAUAAGGCACGUCCGGAGCAAGGAUUCAGAACCGUUUGAGGAUUUGGAAGCCCCACCAGGCACCUACGCGGCCCCCCUGGAAGUAAAGCACGUGGACCAAGUAGACCGCGCCUGGGUGUUCCGCUACCCCACCUCCCCGCGCUUCUACCGCACCCUCAUCACCAACCAGCUCACAUACGGACUGUUCUCCACCCACGACCACGCUCUUCUCUGCUGGGUGACCAUCUGCGAGGCAGGCUAUCUCACUCACUUGUUCUGCGAAGAGCAGCACAGAAAGAAGGGUUACGCGGAGUUCCUUGGGAAAUAUGUGACCAAUGACCAGUUGAGGUUGGGCCGGGAUGUGUUCUGCUACGUGGUGGAGGAUAACCUGGCGUCGAUGAAGCUGUUCAGAAAGCUGGACUAUGACGUCAUUGGAAGGGGUGUCUGGAUGUAUUUCACUAGAGAGGAUAAAGUGGAAGAGAAUGCUGGUCUUGUGUAGUGUUUAUUUAGCUAAUUUUAAAUAAUUAUUAAUGGUAAUUAUGAAAAUUUUGUACCUACUAAGUAUACUUUAUUUAUGCUAUUUAGAAUUACU
Molecule: messenger RNA, 1131 nt
Organism: Plutella xylostella (diamondback moth)
Lineage: Eukaryota; Metazoa; Arthropoda; Insecta; Lepidoptera; Plutellidae
Cellular component (GO): mitochondrion
Molecular function (GO): glycine N-acyltransferase activity
Source: RefSeq, a predicted model, not a curated record